GCAGAAUGUGGCAGAGCUGCAUUCCAUUUUAUAUAAGAAAAGGAAAUGAAAAAUAAUACUCACAAACAGUUGGAAAGCAGAGAAAUGUUUAUCUUCCUGGAGGUACAGUGUUUUCAUUUUCAUACGUAAGCAGAAAUCAGAAUUUUGAGGUUGAAGAAUGUUUGGUUGAUUGCCCGUAUGCUAAUGUAGACUAGUCAUGACUAGCCAUUCAAACACUAAAAUGAGUAAGGACAGAGACUCUGCUGUUGAACUGGAUGUUUUAAGCUUGAACAAGCCAAAUGAACCUUCUUCACCAGGACCAAGUCAUGUGUCUCUGGGGAAUCAGUCACCUGAACACAAGUUGGCUGACCGUGAGCAGUCGAUUGGUCUUCUUUGCGACUUCAGCAGAGAAUCCAUCCGUACAGAACUGAACGGUGUGGAGGCUGAAAUGAUGAACAGUACAUGAUGGGGUUCUAACCUGUUUUUCAUUGUCCAGCUUGAACAAGCCAAAUGAUACUGCUUCAUCAGGACCAAGUCAUGUGUCUCUGAGGAAACUGUUUAUGUUUUCCCCGUUAUCCUUUAAGGAGGAAACCCCUGAACACAAGUUGGUUGACCGUGAGCAGUCAAUUGGUCGUCUUCCCUACUUCAGCAGAGAAUCAAUUCGUACAGAACUGAAAAUUCAGCAGAAGCAAUCAAGGUCAAAUGUUCUAAAUGAGGAUCUGAUCGGGACAUGUCAGUAUAAGAGGAUGUUGAGGAACAGGUGCCAGUGUAUAUUUGAGGGGAAUGAAGAACACAGCGGCCCCUCUCUGCUUAACAAUAUCUAUACGGAGCUCUACAUCACUGAUAGUGGAAGCAGUGAGCACACCGGUGAACAUGAAAUCAGACAGAUCGAGACAGCAUAUAAACAUCCAGCCACAUGGGACACACCAAUCAAGGCUAAUGAUAUCUUUAACACUUCUCCCGGUUCUGCUAAACAAAUCCGAACUGUGCUAACCAAAGGAAUCGCUGGCAUUGGGAAAACAGUGUCUGUGCAAAAGUUCACACUGGACUGGGUUGAGGACAGAGCCAACCAGGACAUCCACAUGAUAUUUCCACUCCCUUUUCGAGAAAUGAAUGCAUUUAAAAAAAAGAAAAUUAGUCUGAUAAACAUUCUUGAGUGCUUCUUCAAUCUAAAAAUAGAUCCAGAGGUGUUACGCUCCGACAAAUACAAGGUAGUCUUCAUCUUUGAUGGACUUGAUGAAUGUCGGUUUCCUCUGGAUUUUCAAAACAGCAGGAGCUGCUCCAGUGUGACAGAAUCAGUUUCAGUCGGUGUCCUACUGACAAACCUCAUCUGCAAGAACUUGCUUCCUUCUGCUUUAGUCUGGAUAACCUCACGACCAGCUGCAGCAGGUCAAAUACCACCUGACUUCAUUGACCGUGUGACUGAGGUACAAGGUUUUAAUGACUCCCACAAGGAAGAAUACUUCAAGAAAAAAAUAAGAGAUCCAGACUUGUUCUCCACAAUAAUCUCACACUUGAAGUCUUCAAAGGUCCUUCACAUCAUGUGCCACAUCCCAGUGUUCUGUUGGAUAUCAGCUACAGUUCUCGAAAGAAUGUUUUUUGAUUUGGAAAGUGGUGAAAUUCCCAAGACCCUCACGCAAAUGUACACACACUUCCUGAUGUUCCAGAUCAAGCAAGGAAGUCACAAAUAUGAUGGGAAUUCUGAAGCCGGUUUAAAGUGGCAUAACCAGACCAUAUUGCUGCUUGGAAAGCUGGCAUUUCAACAGCUUGAAAAGGGUAAUUUAUUGUUUUAUGAAGACGAUUUGAGGGAAUGUGGCAUUGAACUUGACGUUGCAUCAGUGUAUUCAGGAGUUUGUACCCAAAUCUUCAGAGAAGAGGCAGGACUGCUACAGGAGAGGGUCUUUAGCUUUAUACAUGCAAGUAUACAGGAGUUUUUGGCUGCGUUGUAUGCAUUUCUUGCGUUUGUUAACCAUAAACGAAAUGUCCUCAGGCAGACGACAAAUGCUAAAAUCGUAAAUACUUUCAAAAAGACGUCAAUGCAUGAAUUUCUGAAGUGUGCGGUGGAUAAUGCUUUAGCAAGCGACAAUGGACAUUUGGACCUUUUCCUUCGCUUCUUGUUGGGAUUGUCCCUUGAGUCCAACCAGACACUCCUUCAGGGACUCCUGACUGAGGUGUGGAGUGAUACUGAAAGCAGCAUGAAAACAAUUCAAUACGUCAAGGAAAAAAUCAGAGACCACUCUUCAGCGGAGAAGGCAAUAAGUCUUUUCCAUUGCCUGAGUGAACUGAAAGAUGAUUCUCUGGUUGAGAGAGUGCAGGACUUCAUUAAUUCACAUGGUUUUACUUGUGGAAAGCUGUCUCCUUCACACUUUUCUGCUUUGGCUUACAUAUUGCUGACAUCUGCUGAAGAACUGGAUGUGUUUGACUUGUCAAAGUUAAUUCAUCCGAGCAUGACCUCAAAUGAGGGAUUGUUGAGAUUGCUGCCAGUCAUCAAAGCAUCCCGAUCAGUUAUUUUGAGGUGUUGUAAUGUGACAGAUAAAGGCUGCUCAGGCCUGUCCUCUGUACUAAGUUCAAAUGUCUCAUGUCUGAGAGAACUGGAUUUGACUUCCAAUAAUCUUCAGGAUUCUGGAAUAAAACAACUGGCUGCUGGAUUGGGGAAUCCUCAGUGUAAACUAGAGAUUCUGAGACUUUUCAAUUGCAGCAUCAGUGAAAAUGGCUGUGCUUCUUUGGCCUCGGCUUUGAGAUCAAACCCAGCUCACCUAAUUGAACUAGAUUUGACGCACAACAAGCCUCAUGAUACAGGCGUGAAAAUGCUUUCUGAUGUGCUAACAGAUACAAACUGUAAACUGAAAACACUAAGGUUGAUGGCCUGUGAACUUACCAGGAAAAGUUGUGCGGCACUGACCCAAGCGCUUCAGUCCACAUCUACAAGUCUGAAGCAUUUAGAUUUAAGUUUGAAUGACCUUCAGGAUUCAGGAGUGGAACUGCUUUGUGUUGGUCUUAAGAGUCCUUCCUGCAAGCUUGAGACAUUAAGUCUAUCAGACUGUAAAAUUACAGCCAAUGGAUGUUCUGCAUUGUCACCUGCUUUAAAGUCAAACCCAUCACACAUGAGAGAGUUGGACCUCAGCAUUAACAACCUCACAGACUCAGGAGUGAAGCAUCUGCUCCCUGUCUUUGAAGACCCACGUGUGCAUCUAGAGAGAUUAUGGCUGAAUAAUUGCAAUCUCACACAUGAAAGCUGUCGGAUGAUGGGUUAUGAAAACAAACCAGAACAUUCAGGUCUGAGAGAGCUGAAUCUCAGUGCAAAUACAAUACUAGACUCAGGUUUAAAGCAGCUUUCAGUGGCACUAUGUCAUCUUCUGUCAGGACUGAAGUCUCUGAGUGUAACAUACUGUGGGCUUACGGCAAAUGGGUGUGCUGUUCUGGCAUCAGCUCUCAGCUCUAACCAGUCACAGCUAAAAGCACUGGACCUCAGAGGAAAUAAUCUGACAGAUUCAGGAGUGAAGCCGCUCUCAAAUCUACUGAAGGAUCCACAAAGUAAAUUAGAAGAGUUUGAAUUUAUGGAUGGAAUAAUAUCGGAAGAUCAGGCACCUAUGGAUGACUCCCACAAUCAGGAUGCUCUACUUGAAAGUUCAACAAAAUCAAAAAAACCAAAAACAAAAGACACAUGCGUAUGCUUCUAAGAACAUAUGUGACUACAUUAUUAGCUCAUUGAGUGCCUUGAGUGAGUUGGAAAAGUUUGUGCCCAGCCAUGUUACUCCAAUUUAGUCAAGCAGACCUGAAAGAGAGCUAUAUAUUAGAUCACUGGUGUAAGUGUGACUUCAGAUCUCAGAGUUGUUCAUCAUCUUAAUUAUUCAAACCAACAAGAAAAGGACAUCAUGGAAACUACUGCUUGGAAAGUGGCCUGGAACAUCUGUAUGGAAUAUGCAGCAUGUGCGUGACAUGGAAUCAUGGGUACAGAAUGAAUCAUGCAUAGUUUCAUUCUUGAGCAGGAACAGUAUGUCAAAAAAUAUUUGUAACUGAGGUACAAGGGAAACUAUGAGGAAUGGCAGGUUUGUAAGUCAGCCCAGUCACAGGUGUUUGAAGAGGUGUUAUGUAAAUAUAGAUCCAAAUCUGCUGCAUUGUAAAAACUUUUCUUUAUUGCAUUACAUUUAUUGUAUACAGACAAAUUUAUAGUAGAUUUGAUUGAUAUUAUUACAGUUCCAACAUUUUGGUAUUGGCAGCUGCUAAAGAUGUUGAGUUGGCAAAAUGUGAAUAUUUACACAGUAUUUACUGUAAACUACUACCUCUUAUAAAAUCCUAAACAUCUGACUUUAUCAACUAUAUUUUCACUUAGAAACCAGCCACUACCGCCUAGCAAAAAUUCUAACCAAAGUUUCUAAUCCUUUGCCUUGAAAUGACUCGAAACACCUUAAUAACCAUAAAGUAAGGUCAACAUCUUUUCAAACUUUUAAAAUGUUGAGUUCAGCCACUUAUUAGUCAACAAAAGUAUUAUAAAACAUAUAAGACUUGACAAGGAUUUGUCAACUCAUCAUCAAAGUUUGUCUUCACAUACAUUCCUUUUGUAGUUUUAUGAAUAAUUGUGUAGACUGAAGCAUCUUCCGUUUUAAGUUUUUUCAAAAUAAUAAUAAAAUAAUUCACAACAAUGAUUUAAGUCUGUGUAAGAACAGUAGAGGGCAGUACAGGAUCUUAAUGAGGUUGACUGCAUGAAAUAAAGAUAUUCUAGUGGAAAUUUGAUCAUAAUUCCUGUGUCAGGCUACGUCAUACCUGAUUUUGUUUAUUUCACAUGUUGUCUGUUCUUUUUUUUUAACUAAUAUUGACAUUGUCUAGUGAUGAUGUAAAACUGUGAAUGAAGAAUGUAACUUACUACAAUCUUAAAAAUAAAGGUGCUUCACGAUGCCAUAGAAUAACUUUUUUUGUUUGUUUUGUUUUGUUUUUUGUUUAAAUAGUUCCAUAAAGAACCUUUAACAUCUGAAGAACCAUUCUGUUUCACAAAAGGUUCUUUGUGGCCAAAGACGGUUCUUCUAAUUUUUAAAAGGUAAGAAAGAGAUGGUUCUUUAAAGAACCUUUGACUGAAUGGCUCUUUGUGGAACCAAAAAUGGUUCUUCUAUAGCAUCGCUGUGAAGAACCUUUUAAAGCACCUUUAUUUUUAAGAGUGUAGACUCAAUACACAGAAAAAUGACACAGCAUCACCAAGUGUUUCAUUGAAAUGUUUAUUUAUAAAAUAAGAAAGGGGAAUCAUUUCAUUAAUAGUCACUUUAAUUAUUACAGCACAUCUUUCUUCAUAUAACGUGAAAAUUUGUUGUACUGAUAUUCAGAGUUCACCGAGUCUUUCUCUGGUUGGUCAUAACAAACCAUUCUCCACACAGUUUCUCAUAUGGAAACAAUUAUAAAAUUGGACUUUGGUCAAAAUUUGGGCCUUUUUGUUGUGGAUAU
Labeo rohita (rohu) is the source of this 5412-nucleotide messenger RNA. Its product is annotated as NACHT, LRR and PYD domains-containing protein 12. The record is from RefSeq and is a predicted model, not a curated record. Gene Ontology annotation, molecular function: protein binding. The coding region runs from base 540 to 3659 and encodes 1039 amino acids. Lineage: Eukaryota; Metazoa; Chordata; Actinopteri; Cypriniformes; Cyprinidae. The transcript is spliced from 15 exons.